CCCCCACCAGGCAGAGGGGGCGGAUGACGGAGGCAGGAUGGUUUAUAGGGAGCUGGAGCUCGGGAAGCUGCAUCCCAGCUCCGGAGAUUGCUUAAUUCCAGCUGCAGGACACACCAAGUCCAGUGACCAUGCGGCCUGCAGUGUCCAUUUCUCUGAUCCUCGUGGCUCUGACGGUCCUGGCAGACUCCGCUCAGGCUCAACCGACAGAGCUAACCCUGUCCGAAAAGUUUGAGAACUUCCAGAACAGGCUGCAGGCCUUUGCUGACAGCAUUGCAGAUAGAACCAAAGCUGCCUUCCAAGAACUGCAUCACAGCGAGCUGAGCGAAAAGACCCGGAACUGGUUCUCUGAGCAAUUCCAGAAGAUGAAGGAGAAGUUCAAUGAGAAGUUUUCCAGGGACAGAUCUGACUGAGAAGGGAUUUUUUCUGCAGAGCUCACAGGCAAUUCCUGGGGUACUGGUCCCCUUGAAGAGAUCAUGCUGGGAGGGGAACCCAGGGUUGGCACCCACGUUCCUGUUUUUUAUUGCUUUUUUUGUAGCCAUGAAUAAAUGCUCAUUGCCUUAGUGCUGGAUUUGUA
Molecule: messenger RNA, 574 nt
Organism: Caretta caretta (loggerhead turtle)
Lineage: Eukaryota; Metazoa; Chordata; Testudines; Cheloniidae
Gene: APOC1
Product: apolipoprotein C1
Biological process (GO): negative regulation of cholesterol transport; negative regulation of very-low-density lipoprotein particle clearance; very-low-density lipoprotein particle clearance
Cellular component (GO): high-density lipoprotein particle; extracellular region; very-low-density lipoprotein particle
Molecular function (GO): fatty acid binding; phospholipase inhibitor activity
Source: RefSeq, a predicted model, not a curated record